UUGGCGCGUUCUUUGUUCUCCAUACUCCAUCGCGCGUGUUAGCGGUACAAUACGCAUACGCGCCGUACAACACGCAUACACACGCCUUCUCGAUUCAGCUCAAGCACCGAGCUUUGGUCUUCUGACGCCUCCUACUUGUCCUCAUUUCCAUCGCACCCGUCACGAUGGGCGCAACAGAAGAGAAAGCCCCGCCGCAAGAGCAGCUCGAGUCGACGUUUGACCGAAGCGCGUCGGCGGUGAGGGACUAUGCGCAUCGAUUCGAAAGCUCGUACGGCAGACGCGCACUGGACACGGGAGCCUCCUUCUACGCUGAACAUCCGGCGCUGUUUGCCGUCGUCGCCGUCUUCGGGUCGCUAAGCUUGUUGCCCGUACUCACAUUCGUUGGCUUCUCCCUCUUCGUCAUUACCUCCAUCCUCCUCUUCGCUCUCGGCUGCGCCGCGGGCGUCAUCAUCGCCGUCGAGCUCUUCCUCCUCUCCAUCCUCCUCGCCACCCUCCUCCUCGUCGCCGUCCUUUCCUUCUUCGUCCUCGCCUCCGGGGCCGCGGCCUACGCUACGUUCCGCCUCUGCCGACUAGCAUAUAAGGGAGGUGUCAAGGGCGUGUAUGCGUGGGUGGGCGAGGUGGCCGCGUGGGUGGGGGUGGGGCCAGGGGUUGUGAGUAAGAAGAGAGACCCGAACGCGACCUACGAUCACAAUGGGGACAUCAUCCUCGUGGACGGCAAGGGCGAGAACAAGGGGCUGAGGGACGUGAAGCCCAAGGUGGAGGAGUCAUGAAGCGUGCUUUUCACGAACACGCCCUGUCUCCGUCACAUUUUGCUGCCUUUGCCCUACCAAGUGUCGGCCCCACGACUUGUGCACCGCCCACAAGGCCGACCCCGCCAUCGCUCGACUGCUGAAUACCGUCGCUGUAGCUUAUCCUCUGCCGUCCUCUUCCUCCGGCAUCCACCCUCCUUACCUAUUUAUUCGCUUUCGUUUUUCGCUAUGGACUCACCCUGAACCUGUAUCCUUUCUGUAUAGUAUAAUGAUGAACAAAUGGUAUACCCUGUACCCAUACUUAUCGGGAACCACGAGGCUUGACACGGUCUCGC
Schizophyllum commune H4-8 is the source of this 1084-nucleotide messenger RNA. RefSeq lists its product as uncharacterized. Lineage: Eukaryota; Fungi; Basidiomycota; Agaricomycetes; Agaricales; Schizophyllaceae. The record is from RefSeq and is a predicted model, not a curated record. The transcript has 6 exons. Bases 165 to 770 code for a protein of 201 amino acids.